UUCAGCGGCCGCGGCUCCGGAAGAAGACAGACAGGGUGUGGGCACUUAUCACCGUGUGGCGAACUGAAAGCUGUCGAUGUUAGCGAAAUGAAGGACGAUAUUCUUGUAGUCCUGUGUUGAUCUGUGGACAUGAAGUCACAGGGAGGUUUUAGGUUUGGGGCUGUGCUGCUGCUGUUGGCGGUGCUGGACUCUGCUUUACCGGAAGACGAAGACAAAACGUUUUACUUCGUGGUUGGCGGUAGCCUAACGCUGGACCCGGGGCCUGCAGGUUCUGAAAGUAUCACCAGCAUACUGUGGAAACACAAAGGUAAUCUGCUGGCUGAAUGGGUGAAGAAUGAGGUGUCAUUGACUUUCUACCGGCAGUUUAACGGCCGCGCAGCCCUGAACACCGAUACCGGACGUUUGGACGUCAAAAAUAUAACUCAAGGUGACUCGGGUUUGUUCACAGUGGAAAUCAACAACAAGGUCCAGGGUCGGCGUUACAAUGCUAAAGUGAUCGAGAACGUGCCCACGCCUUCAGCCCGGACCAGACCUUUGGUAUGUAGCCCUGCUCAUGACAACUGCACGCUGUUCUGUGAUGGAGAAACUGCAGGGGCUGAACCAAUCAUCUACAGCUGGAGGAAGGGAGAGGGAACCUGGGAGAUUUCGACGAAGGAAGUACCAUUCCUCAAGAAUGAGACAGCACAUGUUAAAACAUUCUCCUGCCGGAUGCAGAACCCAGUCAGUGUGAAAGACAGUGAACCCAUAGCCAAUCCGUUCUUCAAAGAGGAACCGUCAGACGGCACCACUGUUGGGGCAGCUGUGGGUGUCCCCUUAGCCAUCAUACUCGUGGGUGGGCUUGUGUUUGCGGUUUUUAAAAGAAACUCCAUCAAGGAAUGGUAUUAUAAAUGUCGAGGCCGCCAUCCCAAUGGAUCUCCAUCUGGAAAUGGGCAGCCUCCUCCUGGUGGACAGCCGCCUUCUGAUGGGAAGCCUCCUCCUGGCGGAAAUUCAUCUGAGAUGGUCUCACUCAUGGCAGUCACAUCAGAAACUACAUGAAGUUGUGAAGCUCUUGUCUCCUGUAAGCAGGAUCAGAUCUGCACUCUGCCGCCAUUUUUCUCAACUGUUGUUGUGGGUUUUUUUUUUCACCGCAUUCAGUUGUUGCCCUUAUUGACUGUUACUUGCAGAAGUAUUGUAAACUUUGAAAACAUGAAGACAUGGUUGUUUUUUAUUGCUUUAAAACAGCCACCAGUUUGGAUAUGAAAGUAAAUGUGAGAUCGGUGAGACAGAGGGAUGGAUGGACAGGUAGAUGUCUGUUCGUCACAUUGAAUGGCAAAAUACCUGCCCGUAGUGUCCAUUUAGCUACAUGUGGGCAUUUCAUUUAGCAGUAUCAUUUUAACAAUUUAAAAAUGCUGUGUGAUUUUUUUUUUUUUUUUUUUGCCUUUCUGAUCUUAUGAUGAAAUGGACAAUCCACCAGAAAUAUAUACAGAACUGUUUGCAGCAGACGCUUCUAAUGAUUUGAACGAACAUCAUUGUCACUCAUGUUUGGAAUGCCGUGAAUGUUUUUAUCCUGCUUCGUGUCUAAUGUUAAGCUGUUUCACAGCAUUUUGGACCAUCGAUGUGCAUGAUGAACAAACACCAAAAAUAAUUUGGAUAACUCUUAGUUAUUUGCCUAGCACCGUUUUAUGCACUGGCUUCUGUGAUUGUGUACUUUGUGUUUUUUGCUUUUAGUUAUAUUUUUCUUCUGUCAUUUAGUUAAGUGCGUUUCUAUUUUGACAUGAGAGAUAAGUUUAAAAGACAUUAUUGAUGCCACUAUUCUUAUUCUUCUUAUUAUUAUGAUUCGCGCUUUGAAAUGUCGAUUGGCGUGUUUUUUAUAAAGUGCCUUAAGAAUAAAUUGGUCACUGACACAAACA
Chelmon rostratus (copperband butterflyfish) is the source of this 1889-nucleotide messenger RNA. Its product is annotated as SLAM family member 9-like. NCBI's taxonomy places the organism in Eukaryota, Metazoa, Chordata, Actinopteri, Chaetodontiformes, Chaetodontidae. The coding region runs from base 130 to 1035 and encodes 301 amino acids. The transcript has a single exon. The record is from RefSeq and is a predicted model, not a curated record.